GAGUUGAUGGUGUUGUGCGGUUUUCGUUUUGUGACAAUAAUUUUUACCUAAAAAUUUAUACUCAAAUGUUGAAAUAGUCAAUUUUUUGUGUAGCAAAAUCUUUCCGUAGCAGACAGGUUUUAAAUUCAUCAAAAAUUGCAUGGUUUCCAUACAUUGAAAUACAGUAAGAAUUCGCUACCAUAGAAAAGGUAACGAAAAAGCUGCGGAAAAAAAACUGCCAGGGCACCUUUACCCGGUCAAUCGAACACCUAUUCCGGCUAGAACUGAUAAGCGAGCGGAAAAUUAUUACUUUAGCUGCCAUAAAUAGUCAUAACGGCACCUACAGUCAGUGUUCAGUGAUUACGUAUUGAAAAAAAACCGCAGUCGCAACGCAAGGCACGAGUCAAUCUGCUGCUGCCAGGCUGAACCGUGACGUGACGACCGUCUAUUGUUCCGAGCAAUUAAAGGGCCUACCAUCGUAAAUUUACAGUGACAACGAACUAACGUCGGAUAGUGUUGUUGUUAUCGGAACAAUCUGUGUUUAAAACUAACGCAUACAAUUCGCUUUGAAGUGCGUAAAAAGCACACAAUCUUCGCAGCACAAUGGCGGCGAAUGACGAUAAACCGAAUGAUACCAUGAAAUCGCUCGGGUGGAAAUUCCUCAACAAGGAGACCUUUGGUAACGGUGAACGAGCCAACUAUGUAAACAGUCCGCAUGUCAUCGCGAUGGUAGGGUUGCCAGCGCGCGGUAAAACGUACAUCUCCAAGAAGCUGUCGCGCUACCUGAACUGGAUCGGCAUCAACACGAAGGUGUUCAAUCUGGGCGAAUACCGGAGGCACGCUACCGAUGCCUACCGUAGCCAUGAGUUCUUCCGACAGGACAACGAACAGGCGAUGGCCAUCCGGCAGAAGUGUGCCGAAUUGGCACUGACGGACGUCUGCCAGUGGCUGGAGAAUGGCGGUGAAGUGGCGGUAUUCGAUGCCACCAAUUCCACCCGCGAGCGGCGCCAAAUGAUCAGGGAAAUCAUCGUGCACAAAAUGGGCUACAAACUGUUUUUCGUGGAAUCCGUUUGUGACGAUCCGCAAAUCAUCGAACAAAACAUCAUGGAAGUGAAAGUCAGCAGCCCGGACUAUACAAACAUGAACAUGGAGGAAGCACUGAACGACUUCCGCCUGCGGAUCGAACACUACCAGGAACGCUACGAACCACUGGACGAGGACAUCGAGAAGAUGCUGUCGUACAUGAAGAUCUACAACACCGGCGAAAAGGUGGUCGUACACAAGCACGAAGGGCACAUCCAGUCCCGGAUCGUAUACUAUCUGAUGAACAUUCACAUCACCCCGAGGACGAUCUAUCUGACGCGGCACGGCGAAAGUGAGCACAACCUGAAGGGAUUGAUUGGUGGCGAUUCGAACCUCAGCGAACGAGGACGCCGUUAUGCUCAAUCAUUGGCCAGGUUCAUUUCAGAGCAAAGCAUCGAAGGGCUGCGGGUAUGGACGUCGUGGUUAAAACGCACCAUCCAGACUGUAGCCGAGGUCAACGCUCCGCAGGAGCGCUGGAAGGCACUGAACGAAAUCGAUGCCGGUACCUGCGAGGAAAUGACGUACGAAGAGAUCCAGGCGAAUUAUCCGGAAGAGUUCAAGGCACGCGAUCAGAACAAAUUCGCCUAUCGCUACCCGCGCGGUGAAAGCUACGAAGAUUUAGUGGUUCGGCUGGAACCGGUCAUGAUGGAGCUGGAACGGCAGGGCAACGUGCUGGUUGUGUCGCACCAGGCCGUACUGCGCUGUGUGCUGGCGUAUUUCCUGGAUAAACCCGCAGAUGAGCUUCCCUAUUUGAAAGUGCCUCUGCAUACGAUCAUCAAACUGACCCCGGUCGCCUACGGCUGUAAGGUGGAGCACAUCAAGCUUCCGAUUGACGCGGUAGACACACAUCGUGCCAAGCCAGAGAUUCCCGGCUCCUUGGAUCCGAAGUUUAUUACCAAACGGGUAAAAGAGUUGCGACUGGAAUAGAAAAGCUUCCAGCCCCUCCGCCCCAUCGCGUCGUCGGUUCAUCGUACAUAAAAUUCGCAUCGUGGUUUAUGGCAACGCCUACGCUCCACCCCCCUCCCCAAUUGAUUGAAUGUGUGUGUGAUGUUCACCAGCCCGAAUGCUGCUACGUUGCGUAUGACGAUGAAUGUUUGUGUCCGUGCGGUUCUUUUUGCGUUCUCAGUACUUUUAUUUUUCCAGCUAGUUUGUUAGGGUAUUACACUUUACUACAUUUUAUUGGCAUUUACAAGUUUUUUUUAAAUUAGAUAAUUUAUUCUGAGUCUUGCCAUUUUUGAACCAAACAUACGUACCCGGUCCAUAGACCGGGUAGACUUUACAAACGGAUUGGUUAAUAAAUUAUUUUAAAAUGGGCUAACUUUGAGAGUUAACCCGCAAAAAAAAAGACAUAAUGUAAUUAAUCAAACUGUCAUGUAACCCUACGACAAAAAUGAAGAGACCAUAAUUAGCGUGUAAGGUAGUCCAUUUUUUUAUGUAAAAUAAUCCAAACAACUGAAAUAAAAUGAUAAUUAUAUCGAUUGAACAAAUAGUCAAAAACAGAAAAUAAAUAUCAUCAAAACAAUAGAGAUGAAAUCUCCGAACGUGCGCAUGCUUUU
Messenger RNA from Sabethes cyaneus, 2618 nucleotides. It is a transcript of the gene Pfrx, whose product is annotated as 6-phosphofructo-2-kinase/fructose-2,6-bisphosphatase. The transcript is spliced from 8 exons. The coding region runs from base 583 to 1989 and encodes 468 amino acids. Gene Ontology annotation, biological process: fructose metabolic process; fructose 2,6-bisphosphate metabolic process. NCBI's taxonomy places the organism in Eukaryota, Metazoa, Arthropoda, Insecta, Diptera, Culicidae. Gene Ontology annotation, molecular function: ATP binding; 6-phosphofructo-2-kinase activity; fructose-2,6-bisphosphate 2-phosphatase activity. Gene Ontology annotation, cellular component: cytosol. The record is from RefSeq and is a predicted model, not a curated record.